Molecule: messenger RNA, 727 nt
Organism: Phaethon lepturus (White-tailed tropicbird)
Lineage: Eukaryota; Metazoa; Chordata; Aves; Phaethontiformes; Phaethontidae
Product: protein FAM57A-like
Exons: 5
Biological process (GO): lipid homeostasis
Cellular component (GO): endoplasmic reticulum; membrane
Source: RefSeq, a predicted model, not a curated record
GUUGGUGUCAACAGUCCAAGCUACGAUGGCAACGGUGUCGGGGAUCACAGUUGUCCUUAACUGCAAAGACGUGGUGUACGACAGGCACUGGCUGGCCGUAGAGUACAUCUGGGUCCUCGUUCCCUACAUGACCUAUGACAUUUACGUCAUGUACCUCUGCCACUGGCACAAAAGCCGGGACAGGGGAGUCGUGGAGAAGAAGCACUCACUGGCCAGCGUGCGGAGCUUCCUCCUGCAGGAGCGGCUGAUGGUGACCCACCACCUCUUCAUCCUCGUCGUGCUCACCCCCGUCACCCAGCACUUCAGGGGAGAGCUGGGGGACUUCUUCGUGGGCUGCAUCUUCACAGCAGAGCUGAGCACGCCUUUUGUAUCGCUGGGCAAAAUCCUCAUGCAGCUCAAAAUGCAGGACACACUCCUGCACAAGGUGAACGGAAUCCUCAUCCUGGUGACCUUCUUCCUCUGCCGUAUUCUCCUCUUCCCCUUCAUGUACGCGGCCUACGCCAGGCAGGUGGGAAUCCCCAUUUACAUGGUGCCGUUCCGCAUCCCCCUGCACUGCAACAUAGCCAAUGCCUCCCUCAUCGCCCCCCAGCUCUACUGGUUCAGGCUCAUCUGCCGCAAAGCCGCCCGACUCUACGGCGGGGCGCCCCCUGCCACAAACAGAAAAGACACGACGACUGCCAGCACUGCGGGGACCAUCGCAGAAGCAGGGUGGCGGACGCAGCGAUAG